Messenger RNA from Drosophila ficusphila, 632 nucleotides. RefSeq lists its product as uncharacterized. NCBI's taxonomy places the organism in Eukaryota, Metazoa, Arthropoda, Insecta, Diptera, Drosophilidae. The transcript has a single exon. The record is from RefSeq and is a predicted model, not a curated record. The coding region runs from base 76 to 441 and encodes 121 amino acids.
GUACAUUCCGAGCAACUUAUCGAAACGAGUCGAAAGUUUUUGCUACAAAUUUUACUUACGAAGUAUUCUGAUGCAAUGUUUAAGAUUACUGAAAAACUUUCCUUGAUACAUUCGCUGGCGGAUUGUUUUUUAAAGAACGACCUUCAGUUUUUUGGACUGAUCAUUGGACUUUUGAUCCUAAUAGGCAUAAAAAUAUGGAAAGGUAAGCGCCCUCAAGAGUUUUUUAAACAGGAUCGAAACAACCUGGAGGAUGACGAAGAUGAAAGCUUCGUGGAAAAUCGGUUCGUGUUUCGGAACCUGAAUCCUAACCAGAGUGUGGAAAUGCACCGUCGUCAGAGAUCCGAGGCAGCAUCUGCGGUAUUGAAAAAAGCAGCCAACAGUGAACCGAUGGUUGGAUCCACAAGAAGUCCAAAACACAGUAAAGGGAAAGCCCCUACCUAGACUCUCAAAAACAAGAAAAGGCUGCUAGUUGCUGUUGCAGAAUGACAUGACACUUUAUACCCAAGAAACCCGACCACUUAAUUCCCACGUUUAAAAUGGCACACACAGAGGACUUCAUUUGGAGGCCCUGAUUUACCAUGACCGAAUAUCCGAAACGAAUCAACUAAAUACAAUUCCAGGCCCAGUCGUAA